Molecule: messenger RNA, 1322 nt
Organism: Danio aesculapii
Lineage: Eukaryota; Metazoa; Chordata; Actinopteri; Cypriniformes; Danionidae
Gene: olah
Product: oleoyl-ACP hydrolase
Exons: 7
Coding region: 253-1041 (262 amino acids)
Biological process (GO): lipid biosynthetic process
Source: RefSeq, a predicted model, not a curated record
AGUUUUAAGUAAUUAUUUUGCUGUCUCGACACAAAUUAUAUCGUCUAAACGUAAAGAUUCAGUCAUUCAAGUUAAUUCCUGUCUCAAGUCAUCAUAUGAAAUAUUCAUUAAUUUAACUUAAUAGCAGAAAUAAUAAUAUUGACCAUCAACGAAAUGACAAAAACCUAAUUAUAUGCCUUAAAAAGUAGAUUCUAUCUUGAAUGUGAUUGAUUAGACUUGAAUGAAAGAUCAGUAACUUUGUGUAGCUCAGUCAUGUGGAAUAUUCUCUCCAGAGGGAUGGAUAAAGUCAUAACCUGUUUCAACAAGUGUCCAGAUGCUUCUGUCCGUCUCAUCUGUUUUCCAUGGGCAGGUGGAGGCUCUAUCCACUAUGCUCGCUGGGCCAAAACUCUACCCAGCUCUAUUGAGGUGUACUCCAUUAGACUGCCAGGCAGAGAAGGGCGAACCAAGGAACCAUUUUUUCAAAAUAUGCAGGAGAUCCUUGAUGAGGUCAUCGGUGUCCUGCUUUCACAACUGAAGGAAAAGCCAUUUGCACUCUUUGGACAUAGUUUUGGAGCUAUGACCUGCUUUGCCUUUGCUGAGCAUGUCAAGAAAGUCUACAACCUUGAGCCGAUCCACAUGUUUCUCUCUGGAGCCUCUGCACCAUAUUCCGAGGCAAGACUUCAGGCACCAAGAAGAAGUCAUCUGUCAGAUGAUGAGUUUCUUAUAUGGGUAACUUCUAUUGGCGGCACACCACCAGAGAUACUGGCCAAUGCUGAGCUCGCCAAACUCUUCUUGCCUGCGCUGAAAGCAGACCUCUGUGUAGCAGACAGCUAUAGGUGUAGCAGACCAUCAAAACCCUUUCUGUCAUGUCCAGUGUCAUGUUUUGAUGGAAAAGAGGAUUCACCUCAUGAUUUACAAGCUUGGAAGAUCAUGACUAGCGGUGACUUUACUGUGCAGAUGCUUCCUGGAUCUCAUUUUUACCUGAAAGAAGCAGCAAAUGAAAAAUAUAUACUGGACAUAAUCACAAAACAUAUUGAGACGGCGGAGAUGGACUAUCUUUAGAACUGAUCUGACUGCAUUGUCAUAUUUAGUUUCUUGUUAUUGUGAAGAAAAAAAUAUAUAUAUAACAGCUGACACAGACCAAUAAACACCUGAAGUAAUCAUUCCAUUUAUUAUAAAGCUCUGAAAUGAAUAUGAAUGAAUAUAAAUAAUAUUUAGAUAUAAACCUUGAUGUAUAGAUACAAGAAUCUGAAAGGAUGAAUGGAAAUCUGCAACAUGAAUGCAAUUACUGAACUAUACAUAUGUUAAAAUGUUUUAUAACGGUUUGAAUUAAAUGAGAAUUC